AUGGCCGACUCACGCAGAAUCUGGGAAUACCGAUACUCCUACACGUUGAUGGGCACCUACCGUGCCAAGACACAGAUAUCACGGCGUCCAUCCCAGAGCCGCGAUUUCAAGCUUCUGGCCGAGUCCGGCGCGAAUAUUGCUACGACCAAAUUGACAGUCCCCGUCUUUCACCUGCGUUUGACAACGACCCGCCUGAUCACCGGUAUGUUCGACGCGAAGGCUAUUACGAUGGAUCGAACAGCCCUCGACAGCGGUAUCGCCGAAGCCUCGAUGGCAACUCAGCGUAUAGAGCUAACUCCUCUCGCCGCCGAAAUCCACCAACACGAUCUCGACCCGCAUCGCCUGCACGUCCGAGGCAAACACCACUCGCACCCCCACCGCCUUCAGCGGGUCAUCGGUCAGCUGAGGACGAUCUUCGACAACCGACCCCGAGAAGAUGAGGGUUCGCUUGGGAGUCCAAGCACAUUCCCUUCCCAACGCUCCCCUGCACCUAGAACUUCAUAUGACCGAUACCAUGAUCGAUCUCCACGAAGCCGAUACACAGCAACACUACCGGAAUAUGAAGACAACAACACCUUCGAGCCGCUACAUGUACAUCGCGUGCAGAGAAUGCCGUCGUCUUUCGUCCCAGGCUACGGUGGUCGCGCCUCACCACUCCGACACACCCACUCUUAUGAGGCGGAGAUACAAGAACACCUGAGGACCAACGACUUGAGAGGUCACGGGCCGUUCAGAUACUGGGGUGGGGUUCCGAGGAUGCGGUUCGAUGACUACGCAUGGACGCACGGGGACCAUGGUCAUGAGGGUCCGACCUCGGUGAGGAGUGGCCAGGAUAGGUGGCUGGACUGGGACUGGCAGACAGCCGAGUACAAUCGAGGUCGACAUUCUGCGGAGAUGUUUUACAGCGACAACAGCCCCCCUGUUUCGCUACCACCUCCUCCGAUUGGUAUGCAUCGUCAUACGAGGUGGGAGAGUGGCUGCGAGGAUGAAGUUCCUGGAACCUACACCGGCAGGCGCUGA
This is a messenger RNA of Thyridium curvatum, 1020 nucleotides long. RefSeq lists its product as uncharacterized. The transcript has 3 exons. Lineage: Eukaryota; Fungi; Ascomycota; Sordariomycetes; Thyridiales; Thyridiaceae. The record is from RefSeq and is a predicted model, not a curated record. The coding region runs from base 1 to 1020 and encodes 339 amino acids.